Molecule: messenger RNA, 1359 nt
Organism: Formica exsecta
Lineage: Eukaryota; Metazoa; Arthropoda; Insecta; Hymenoptera; Formicidae
Exons: 1
Coding region: 1-1359 (452 amino acids)
Source: RefSeq, a predicted model, not a curated record
AUGUUAAAGCGCGGCGGAUUCGUAUUACGGAAAUGGGCGAGCAACUCGCCCUCUCUUCUCGAGGACAUCGAAAUCGCAGAUCACGGUCUAGCCACGAACAAACCUCUGUCUGAAGAGGAACAAAUCAAAAUCCUCGGAAUCGGGUGGAAUCCGAAAAACGAUAUUUUCGAGUUUCGCGUGUCGCUGGCUGAUAAUGCCCCAAAAACAAAGCAUACGAUCUUGUCCGCAAUCGCCAAAUUCUACGAUCCGCUCGGAUGGGUCACUCCGGUUACGAUUACCGCAAAAAUAUUUAUGCAGCAACUCUGGCGACUUAAAAGCGAUUGGGAUGAUGUUAUUUCCGAGCCACACAUAGCCAAAUGGAGAGAAAUUUACUCUCGGCUCUCGCAUCUCAGUAAUUCGCGAAUCACGCGCUGGGUCGGUCUCGGAUCGAACACAAAUCACGCCGAAAUACAUGGAUUUGCUGACGCAUCGACACAUGCAUAUGCCGCAUGUGUUUAUAUCAAAAUCAUUUCGUCAUCAGGUCAAAUCACGACAACUUUGCUCGUCGGUAAAUCAAAGGUUGCGCCGUUAAAAUCUCUGAGCAUACCACGACUCGAAUUAUCCGCAGCAUUAUUACUCGCACGACUUGUCGAGUUCGUUCGCGGGUCGAACGGUUACAAGGAUAUUCCGUGCCAUUGCUGGACAGAUUCCACGAUCGUGCUCGCGUGGUUAAGUCAACCUCCUUCGCGAUGGAAAACUUUUGUCGCCAAUCGCGUUAAUGACAUUCAGACUCGUCUUCCAGACGUCGAAUGGCGGCAUGUGCCAACGGAGGACAACCCCGCGGAUUGCGCUUCGCGCGGAGUAUUUGGCGAUGAAAUUAUCAAUCGCGAGCUAUGGUGGCAUGGUCCUCCAUGGCUGUUCUUCGAUUCCGAUAAAUGGCCGUGUAACAAUGAGCGUCUUCCCGAGGAAACGCCUCUUGAAGAAAAAAUUAAUUCGCUGCAAUGCUCUCAACCUUACGUUACGUGGAACCUCGUUUCAAGAUAUUCAUCGUGGCCAAAAUUAAUUCGCGUCACCGCGUAUCUCAUCAAAUUCAUAAGCUCAUGUGAUCGUAAUCGCUCGUCGUCGUUCUCGCUUCUGUGGUCUCACUAUCCAGCAUCGAGAAGCAUCGCGCUUUCUGCAUCCGACAGCAAUACUGCCAGAAUUUUCUGGAUAAAGAAAAUUCAAGCCGACGUAUUUCCGACGAAGAUACACGAGCUGUCAAAAAAUCAGAGCCUCUCGUCGAGAAGCUCACUUCUCUCACUUCGACCGUUCCUCGAUCGGGACGGAAUUCUACGCGUGGGUGGACGGCUUAACAAAGCCCCAUUGCCAAUGCCGGUUUGA